AACGACGUAGAGCCUUUUUUACCAAUCUUCCGUGAACGAAUUUUGAAAAUUCUGCUGAAACACGGAACCCAAUGAGGCUUUCUGCCCCUCCCUGCCACACUUCUGUUUCCUGAUUUGUCCGUGGUUUUCACUCGGCAUAACCUAACCUAUAUUCGGUCCACACUAGUACUGCUAGUAGUGGGUACUGGUUUCGUGUGAUCUUUUAUAAUCUUGAAUGAUAGUGAAAAAUGAACGGAAUAACAAGAACACUGGGGUUUGUGAAAUCCUCGUUGAGAGCUAGCUCCAGAACAAUUCACGGAAAUGCAGAGUUGAUAGAAAAUUGUAACGCUGUGAAAAACCGGAAUCCAAGAAACCUAGAACUACUUCGAAUUGCUCGGAAACCCAGUGGUUAUCACUUGGAUAGGCAAGUUCGAGAAUACUGGCACACGUUAAAGAUCACCAAAGCACCACGUCACGUAGCAGCUGAAAUUCAUCAUUUUGAAAAUGGACCAGUUAUCACAGUUUCAACCAAAGAUUGGGCAAUCAAAAAGCAGCUUUACAGGUUAUCAGAUACUACAGCCUAUAUAAACCUAGGAAGAGUGCUGGCGCAGCGAUGUUUGGAAUCCGGUAUAUCUAUGGUUAGUUGUCAUAUAGAAGUUACUAAGGGCGGAAAAAUGGAGGCCUUUAUUAAAGAAUUAGAGAAUGGGGGAAUUGAAUUGAAAGAACCAACUAGAUACAAGAAACCUAAUCCUUGGGACCAACAUAGACCUGAAAAGCCUUGGGAUCCUACCAUUGAAUAGUUCACAUUGUGAGUUGAGAAAAAUACUAAAAUUUAGUUCUUAUUGAGUAUAAGUUAGGUCAUUAAUGUUCAACGCUUUAUCAAAAUAUUUAUGAGUUGAAAAUAAAAGUGAUGGAUACAAAUA
Molecule: messenger RNA, 902 nt
Organism: Neodiprion fabricii
Lineage: Eukaryota; Metazoa; Arthropoda; Insecta; Hymenoptera; Diprionidae
Gene: mRpL18
Product: 39S ribosomal protein L18, mitochondrial
Exons: 3
Coding region: 228-779 (183 amino acids)
Biological process (GO): translation
Cellular component (GO): mitochondrion; ribosome
Molecular function (GO): structural constituent of ribosome; 5S rRNA binding
Source: RefSeq, a predicted model, not a curated record